AUGCAAAAAACGGGUCAGCGUGACGCACGUUACGACCGUCAGCUGCGACUUUGGGGUGACGAGGGCCAGAAUGCGAUCGAGACGACGAGCGUUUGCGUGCUGGGCGCGAAUCCGACCGCUACUGAAGCCAUCAAGGCGCUCGUCCUUGCCGGCGUCAGUUCGGUCGUGAUCGUUGAUGGGGAUCGCGUGACGGAACGAGAUCUCGGCACCAACUUCUUUUUUGAACCAUCCCAGCUUGGAAUGAACCGGGCAAAAGCUGCUGCCUUUUUGCUACAGGAACUAAACAGCGCCGUGACGGUCCGUGCAUUCGAGGCCGAUUUGUCCAAGAUCACCGGCCAAGAGAUCCUGUCAAUGGGAAAAUUUUCGGUCGUCGUCCUCACUGACAUGAAUGAGGAUCGAUCGGUGAUGAUUGGCGAUGAACUAUUUGGUGCUGGAGUCCCGUUGAUCAGUUGCCGGGCAUACGGCUUGAUCGGAUAUCUUCGAAUCUCCGUCAAAGAGCAUCAUAUUUUCAAUUCCCGGAAAGAGGACCCGCGACCCGAUUUUCGAUUAGAUGAAGUUUUCGGCGGCCUGCAGCAGCUUUACGAAUCCAUUGAUUUCCCCUCAUUGACAACAGAACAGUUCAAGCACACACCUUACAUUUUUCUGCUGAUGCGUGCGUUGGAGCUUUUCCGGGAAAGCAAAAGUGAUCGUGAGGCAUUCCCUGCAUCUUUUGCCGAACGCAAGAAAAUUGUGUCGUUGCUGGAUUCAAUCUCGCCCUCCGACGGUCUGGCGGAAGAAAACGUUGAUCAAGCGAAAGCGGCCGUGAAUCGGUGUAUGCACAAGACUACGGUCCCGGAAUCUGUCAGCAAAAUUUUUGAGCAUCCCGGCUGCAGUCAGAAUUCGACUUCGACCGACCCAUUCUGGAUGAUGUGUUCGGCUCUGAAAAUCUUCGCGGAUCAGCAUGGCCACCUGCCGCUCUCCGAUUCGAUCCCCGAUAUGGCGGCCAGUUCCGAAAAUUAUGUCCGCCUGGUCAACGCGUUCCGGCAGCAAUCCGAAGCCGAAGCCAAUGUUGUGCUGGAAUUGGCAAAAGGAAUCCAACAGGCCCGGGGUUGCGAAGAUUUUAUUUCCACAGAAAGUUGCCGGAAAUUCUGCAAAAAUGCCCACUUUCUGGGGCUGCAAACCGGCACAUCACUUCGGCACGACAUCGAGGAUGGAUGGAAUGCCGUCAUCGACGAGUUGGCUAAUGGCUAUUGCGAGGAGCAUGAGGUGCCCAACGUCAUUUGGUACGUGAUGUUGCGUGCGGUGGAUCGCUUUGUGUCGGCGAAACAAAGAAAUCCGGGUACGAACGGCGUCCCUCUGUCGAUAGACGCCACAAUGCUCGAGGAGUGCGUGACGCAGAUCAUUGACGAGUCGACGAGCGGGUGCGCACAAAUGGCCAAGAAAAAAGUGACGCGAAAAGUGUUAGAUGAAGCCGUCAGGAUGGGUUCCUGCAUGUUGCACACCACUUCCGCCGUGAUGGGAGGAAUCACAGCGCAAGAGGUUAUCAAGUUGGCGACGAAUCAAUAUUUGCCGUUGGACAACACGCUGGUGGUCGACCUGCACACGCAGAAGAGCAAUUUUUAUCGAUUU
Molecule: messenger RNA, 1608 nt
Organism: Mesorhabditis spiculigera
Lineage: Eukaryota; Metazoa; Nematoda; Chromadorea; Rhabditida; Rhabditidae
Source: the annotation of a GenBank genome assembly